AUGUGUCCCGCAGGAGACCAGGCAGUCCGAGAGUCGGUUUUGCGAUCUCCUAGGCGCUCUGCUUCAAAACAUGCAGCUGCCCUGCGGUUGUCGGAGCGUUCAACUCGCCGGAUACUCCAUGACGAUCUUCACUUCCACCCCAAUAAAAUGGUAGUCGCACAAGAACUCUCCGAACAUGAUUUUGUUUCACGGCAAAGGGCAUGCGAAACGCUCCAUUCAAAUGGAAAACAAUUCAAAAAGUUCUUUACCAUCGACGAUCCCAAAUACGAAAGUCUGGAGGGGUGCAAGUUUAUUGGUUACAAAGAAUACGUCUUUAUGUACGGUGGAGAAUACUUGAUAGGUCGAGGAAAGUGGAACUACAAUUUGUGGGUUUUCGAUACCAUAAGAGAAAGAUGGGAAAGGAAAUGCGUGUUGCCAUAUCCGAGACGACAUUUCGAUACCUGCAUUGUUGGCACUAAAUUGUUCAUAACAGGGGGUACUGGUACUUUCAGAGUUACCCAAGAAAACACGUUCUGGUACGAUUUCAAAAAUGACAAAUGGAGCACACAACUACGACUACCUUUCUUCGACAGACAAUUGAAGUGCUGCUGCUUUUCUAACAAAUACUUCAUAUUGAGUAUCAGUAAUAAAUGUGGCUAUUUUUUGAUAGAUGAAGAUUUUGGCAAUUGGAUGAAAAUGCCUCUCAACGUAGAUGAUAGCCUCUUGAAAAAUCAAUCCGAUUUCGGGCUUUUUACCUAUGAAGAUAAAUUCUACGUGAAGGGAAAGGAUUUGAUAGAGUUCACUUCCACCGGAGACAAAAUAACAGUUUCAUCUGUUAAAAACAUAACCAACAAAGACUGUGAUAAAAUGGAGAUUACUGUUUGCGAUGAUACCGUUUAUACCCUUUACGAGUACAGAUUGGACAACAAAGAAACAUUUUCCUUGGAAAGGUACCAUAUGAAAACGGGGCGAAUUGAUUUCAUCUUCCAAGAUAUUGACAAUGAUAGCAUAAUUGAAGCUGAUGGUGAGCAAUUCAAGUUCAGCAAAACGUUGAAAUUGUUCUCAUUCAACCACUAUUCUCUAGUGGAUACCAAUGAAGUGAUAAACGAUUCUUUCAAUGUAUAA
Phaedon cochleariae (mustard beetle) is the source of this 1104-nucleotide messenger RNA. The record is from the annotation of a GenBank genome assembly. Lineage: Eukaryota; Metazoa; Arthropoda; Insecta; Coleoptera; Chrysomelidae.